Molecule: messenger RNA, 1498 nt
Organism: Diachasmimorpha longicaudata
Lineage: Eukaryota; Metazoa; Arthropoda; Insecta; Hymenoptera; Braconidae
Exons: 7
Coding region: 91-1197 (368 amino acids)
Biological process (GO): regulation of transcription by RNA polymerase II
Cellular component (GO): transcription regulator complex
Molecular function (GO): transcription coregulator activity
Source: RefSeq, a predicted model, not a curated record
UCACAAAUUUGUCAAUUUUGCCAGGUCCUAAACUCGUCGACGAGUUUACUUCGUUCUUUCUCGUUUGAGGAGUCCUCCUUGACAGCCGUGAUGCCGGCGGUGACAACGGGCCCUCCCCAGAGGAGUGAGCAGAUGUGGCAGGCGUUGAAGGCCCACAUCAUCAGGGAAAGGCAGAGGAAAAAACAAGAGCAAGAAGCUGAUGCUGAGGAAGAGAGGCAGAGGAAGGAGAGGGAAAGACAGCAGAAGCAGGAUGUUAUGACCCUGGGAGAGACCAGAGAGCAAAUUUCUGUGUUGGAGGCUGAACUAUCACAGCUGAAGGACGAGAAGCAUCAGCUGUUUUUGCAGCUGAAGAAAGUGCUGAAUGAGGAUGACAACAGGAGGAGACAGCUCACUAAAGAAGCUAGUGUUUGCUCGGAGGUGCUCACGAGUGUCAGCAAUUAUCCACCAGCUGGAACGAAUGUCAUGCAUCCUCAGUUGUUUCUUCCAUUACCUACCAGGAGUCCAUUGUACAAAGUCGCUACUGCAACACCUACGCACACUCUUCUACCGAGUGUUAAUGGACCGGUGAAGAGAGUCCACAGCCCUUCUCCACCGCCCACAGCAUCGCCUUAUCAUACAGUGUAUGGAUACAAGGCUCCUCCAACAAUGCCAAGUUACAAUCCACCUCCAGCAAAAUCAGAUGAGGCUGCCAGGAGAACUGGCGACUCUCGCGCCGUCCUCUGGAAUAAAAAUAAUCAAUAUCCACCCUCGACUUUUUAUUCAACACCAGGUGGAAUGGGCCCGGACAGAGUGUACAACUACUCUUCAGCACCUACAUCGCAACCAGGACGAGAAACCGAUCCAGGAAAGACAGUUUAUUUAUCGGGAAAUAGAGCAGCAUUAUCUAAUCAUCAAGCUGCUUACGUCACCAGUCUUCAUUCGUUGGACCACAAGGCUCCCUACACUGAGGAUAAAUUCUACCUUCGUCCAGGAAGUCACGUGACUGUUCAUGGAGGUGCAAUCCCUAUUCAACAGCCCCCUCAAGGUGCAAAAACUGGAAGUAUAACGUCAGGAUAUCCAGUUAAGGCUCCCCAGCCGCCUCCGGGGCCUUAUCCACCUCCUCCACCUGGUACUUACGUCGGUGCCCAACUUGGGCCCAUUCCUGCACGGCUGUUGUACUCGCAGUCUGGUCCCAGGUAUAUGCAACGAGAAUCCUGAAUAAUUCUCCGGAAUUUUAAGUUGUGGACACCUGACGGGGCCACCCAACCCUUUUGCAUUAUUUUUUGCUAAUGAACCGAUAUCUUGAAAAUUUUUAUUGAAGAUGAUCCACGUAGGCCAAAAUUUGAUAAAUUAUAAUGAAUGUAUCGAUAAUUAGUAUUCAAUUGAUUGAUUUGUCUGUACAUGAUCAAUAUUUUUAGUACACAUCUUUUUCAAUCAUCUGUAUAUUUUGUAGAUAUCAUUCAUUAUCAGAAAAUCAUUGAAGGUAUUCAAUAAAUUAGCAUUAUCAAAAGGGAAAUAA